AUGACUCGUCAAAAUGAAAGAUGGCAAGGGAAUACGGUCUUAAAGUGGAUUACGAAGAAAUUAAAAAGAAUAACAAAAAUUACACGGAUAAACCAUAAAAUCAAGGCUAAGCUAGGGAGUACCUCAAAAGUGUGUCAAAGAAAAUUAAUAAAGAGAAGUGAAGAAGGUGUUAAUUCAAACAGUUAUCUUGAUUAUCAAAAAGAUUUUGAGACUUAUGACUUCAGUAAUGGAUUCCUUAGAGAACUUAAAUACGAAACCCCUCAGGCUGCCAUGGUUCAAUCCUUUUAUGAUUUCUGUGCGAUUCUCAUAAGUUUUCCUCAAGUUCUCUGUUUUUUGUCUCCAAUGAUGACGAUCCAGGAUGCAAUCCAGAAACCUCGUCCUACCAAAUUUAAUAUUGAUAUUAAUGGUACAGUUCUUCUCAUGACAAGCUUUGUUCCUAGCUUCGAAAAAGAUCAAUACAUAACGAUACCAAAGGAACUUGAAGAUACGGACAAUGAUGAUUCUAUCUCCAAUUUUUCUCAAUUUUCCACCCAGUAUGUGAUUGACGGGUCUUCUUAUUGUGCCAUUUGCAGUGCAGCAUUUACCUCCCAUAGUGUGAUGCAAAAACUUUCAUGUGGGCAUAUUCUUCAUUCAGACUGUGUUCAAUCAUGGUUUUUUCGGGCACCUGAAAGUCUAGCACUGUACAAUACAGUGGGAGGAACUAUUGGACAGGAAUACGCUAGGUAUAACUGUCCCUCCUGCAGAACCAAUGUCUUUGAUUCGGUGUAUCAAAUUUACCAGGCAGAGUUUCUUCAACAUGCGAUCUCGACGAAGCUGAACAAAAGAAAGAAAUAUACACUUUACAAAUUCGAUCAUGAAUUUGAUGACAGAUUAUAUCGUUAUGUUAGUAUUUUAGAACUAGAGCAAAGACAUAUCACAUCAAUACCGCUUUUUGCAUCGGGCCAGGCUGCUAGACUGAUAGAAUAG
Messenger RNA from Saccharomycopsis crataegensis, 966 nucleotides. RefSeq lists its product as uncharacterized. The coding region runs from base 1 to 966 and encodes 321 amino acids. The record is from RefSeq and is a predicted model, not a curated record. The transcript has a single exon. NCBI's taxonomy places the organism in Eukaryota, Fungi, Ascomycota, Saccharomycetes, Ascoideales, Saccharomycopsidaceae.